AUGCCAACGAACGACGAGUAUUCGCUUCUCACUGCUGCAGCAAGUGGCAACGUGGCUAAGGUUCAAUCCUAUCUCGACAAACGCGUCAACGUCAACUGCACAGACAGCAUUUAUACGCCAUUGCACCGAGCUGCUUACAAUGGUCAUGUGGACGUCGCCCGCCUCUUGCUCGACAAAGGCGCCGAUGUGGAAGCGUCCAAUGCGAAUGGUUAUACACCACUGCACUAUGCCGCUCAAGGCAAAAAACCAGAGAUGGUCGAAUUUCUUUUGGCAAAAGGCGCCAAAAUCGACGCCAAAAACAAGAAUGGCCAAACGCCGCGUGAGGUCGCAGAAGCACGCGGUUCUAAUGAUUUCGUCGCAACGCUUUUACGCGACUAUCCUCGCAUGCAAGAGGAGCAGCUCUUCGAUGCACUGCGCGAGAAGCGCAUUCCUGACGCCAUGCGCAUUCUCCAAAACAACUUUUAUCACGUCAACCUCCGUGAUAGCUCUGAGACGCCGUUGCUGCACGUGGUCGUAGCGACGCAAGAUCUGUCGCUGCUUCAAAUGUUGCUUCAAAGGCGAAACCUCCAAAUCGAUGCCAAAGACUCGAUGGGUCGCACGGCUCUCACAGUCGCCAUCACUACGGGCACCGCAGAGUUGGUUCAGGCGCUGUACCAAGCAGGCGCAUCCGUCGAUCUCGUCGACCUGAGUCUCCGUGCUUCAACGCCAGUCUUUGCCAUCGCUUUACACCAAGCAGCCUCCAUCAACGAAGGCAGCACGGUGGCUCAGCUACUGCGUCUGGGCGUCAGCUCCUUGUUGGCCAACGAGAAAGGCGAGACAGCGUGGCAUGUGGCGGCUGCAAAGGGGUAUAUGUCCAUCCUCAUGAUGCUGCUCCAACAAGAGACCAAGGACGAGAACGGCAUUGACGUGACCAACCACAAUGAGGAAUCACCCCUUUUUGUCGCUACCACCAGUGGCCACGCCGGCGUUGUCAAGUGUCUCCUUCGUGCCAACGCCAGCCCCCACAUUAUUUCCCAUGAUGGAUCGACACUGCUGCAUGCGGCUGUGAUUGGCGGGAACAUGAUUGUCCUUCACCAAAUCGUUCAGAGUGGCGUCAACGUCGAUGCGUCUGACGCGAUGGGGCAGACACCGCUCCACAUUGCGUCCGAGAAGGCCUACGACAGUGUGGUCAAGUACCUUCUGGACGUCGACGCCAACGUCUUUGCCAAGGACAAGACGGGCAAGACGCCGUUGAUGCUGGCGACCCACCCACUUGUCAUCAACACCCUGCUACAGGCAGAAAAAUCGACCAAGCAAAAGAUCCCUCUGCUCUCGGAGGCCAUGCUGGACCACAUUGUUACGCGUGUUUCCACCUCGGAGACCAUGCUCGACCACAUCAUCACGCGUGUCUCUUCCUCGGAGACUAUGCUCGACCAACUCGUUGACCGUAUCUGCGCCUCGGAGGCGAUGCUAAGCAAACUCGUCCAGCGAAUUUGCGACCGCCUCGACGUCGGCCACGAAGCUUUGGAGGCCUCGGUGGAUCGACCUGAGGGCACUCGAGGCGCGAACGGGCAUGCUCAAGCUGUCUUCGUCAACGACGCCAGCCAAGAGCUGCUGGCCGACGACAGUGAUUCCGACGCCGCGAACGCGGCGGGCGACUCACCUCUGCAUCUCGCUGUACAAACCAACGACCACAAGACGUUGAUGUCGCUUUUGCGAUCGCCCAGCAUCAACGUCGACGUUCGCAACGCGGCGGGCGUGACGCCGUUGACUCUGGCCAUCCAAAUGGGCCACCGACGCCUGGCGACGAUGCUACAGACAGCUGUCCACCGCAUCAUCCCCAGCGUACCGGCCACGGACAUCAAGAUGGACCAAUCUAGUCCAAUCUAUGGCACCGUGUACAAGGGCACGUACAAGGGUCGUGUCGUCGCCAUCAAAACGCAUGCCGAUGAGUCCUCCGCCCAAGCAAUCAUCCACGAAAUGGAGACCAUGCAGCAGUGCAACUCGGCGUACGUGCAGCAGCUGCUCGCCGUCUCGGAUAUCAACUCGACCAGUCCCAAGCUCGUGCUCGAGUACAUGGACGCGGGGGAUUUGCGCAGCUACCUCGACGCCAAGCGACUCGGUGAGCCCACCAAGGUCAACGUCUCAUCAUUGGAAGUCGCGUGGGUGGUUGCGAAUGCGCUCGCCGAUUUGCAUCACAACGGCGUCUUCCACCAAGAUCUUGAGAGCUACAACGUCCUUCUCUCCUCGACCAACUACGUUAAAGUCGCGAAUCUCGGUUCUGGCCUCGAGUCGGAUGCGACGACGGGCAAGAGCACACCGUACUGGACAGCACCCGAGGUGCUUGCGUCGACGAGCAACUACAGCUUUGCAGCUGACAUUUACUCGUUUGGCGUCAUUUUGACCGAGCUCGACACAUUGCAGUUGCCCUUUCAUGACGCCAAGGGCCUUGGGUACUGGGGCAUCAUCGACGGCGUGCGUCUCGGCAACCUCCGUCCGACAGUGAGCGCGAAUUGUCCGCAGUGGUUGCGUGACCUCGCCGACGCUUGUCUCUCGUUUGACCCGAGGCUGCGUCCGUCGGCGCAGCUGAUUGUCCAGUCGCUCCAAAAGCUACUCGAUCGCAGCGAAGAAGAGCUUUUGGCGCCUUUUAAGAGCGAGCAAACGGCCAAGUUGGCCGAGCCGAGUCUGGGUAGCCCCACAAGAAUCAUAAUUGACGAGAGCCCACAACCACCGACGAGCGAUGCGACCAGCGACCCCGAUACCGCACCGGCUGCCGUCACAACCACAUCUUUGAUCGCAUCGACAGUGUCGGCGACGACCUCGAACGCCAAGUCUGUGAGCACGCAAAUCGUGUGUCAGCUCUGCCGUGUCUCCAACUCGCUCUUGCAGACGCACUGCCAAGGCUGCGCGGAAGAGCUCGCUUCCGUUCCGUCCAAGCUCAAAACGCUCCUCAAGCGUCUCUCGGUCGUCAAGAAAAGCGGAUGGGAGAUCGACGACGAUCUUGUUUGCACCUGCUGCGACACACACCAACCGAUGGAGGCGACCACCUGUGACAACUGCGACGAUGCACUUCCAGACGACCAAGAGAAGCUGCGUAUCCUCGUGCUACGCAUCGAGCAAGUGUCCAAGUCCAAGGCCUAA
Molecule: messenger RNA, 3120 nt
Organism: Saprolegnia parasitica CBS 223.65
Lineage: Eukaryota; Oomycota; Saprolegniomycetes; Saprolegniales; Saprolegniaceae
Product: TKL protein kinase
Exons: 23
Coding region: 1-3120 (1039 amino acids)
Biological process (GO): protein phosphorylation
Molecular function (GO): protein binding; protein kinase activity; ATP binding
Source: RefSeq, a predicted model, not a curated record